CCCGGAAAUGAGAAAAAAAAAAAAAAAAAAGACAGGUACGUUCCUGGAGUCUCACUGACUUUUUGUUGACUCGCUCCGAAUUGAAACCGAACGAUCUUAAAGUGACGUUUAGCGGAUUUUUUUUUUUUUUUCUGUUUGUCAAAGACAAGAGGGAAUUCUGGAAUCUGUGGCGCUUUUUUAGGACUUGUCAAAAGAUUUGUGGGGUGGACGGAGACAUGUCGUCUGGUGUGUGUGGGGGGGUGACGACGAGCUGUCAACAACAUUCGUCGCUUACUCUAUAAAAGCUUCAGUAUUACCCGUCCGCUGCCUGCUUGCGCUCCGAGCGCCCGCCGAUGGAGCAGGACACACAAUGGUUGUACCAACUCCUGGCUGACGUGCAGCUGGAGAAGUUCUACGUGCGCGUCCGCGACGGCCUCAACAUCACGCGCAUCGAGCACUUUGCCUACGUCAAGGAGGCCGACCUGGAGCACGUCGGCAUCAGCAAACCCGCACAAAGAAGAUUAUGGGACGCACUAAAACGUCAUAAGACAUCCCGGAGCUGGCGUAUGUGGGUGCCUAAGGGGCCGAGCGGUCGCGGUCCAGACAGCGAGCCCAACGUGGAAAGCGCCAGCCGGGCGCUCCCUAGCCUCAUCCAGGAUAGCGAGCUGGUUCUCGGGGAGAGGCUGGGCUCCGGCUCCUUCGGGGUGGUCAAGAAGGGCGAGUGGCACACGCCCACCGGAAGAGUUGUAGCCGUUGCGGUGAAAUCUCUGCGGAGCAGCUUGUCCCGUCAGGCGGACACCUUGACGGACUUUUUGCAAGAAGUCACCUGCAUGCAGUCGCUGGACCACCCGCACAUCAUACGACUUUACGGCGUGGUGCUCACGCAGCCCCUGAAAAUGGUGACCGAGCUGGCCUCGCAGGGCUCGCUGUACGACACGCUGCGCUCGCGGCAGUUCGAGUACCCGCUGGCGCGUUUGUGGCUCUUCGCCUGCCAGAUCGCGUCAGGCAUGGACUACCUGGAGAUGCGGCGCUUCAUCCACAGGGACCUGGCGGCCCGCAACGUCCUGCUGGCGUCUAGAGAGAUGGUGAAAAUCUGCGAUUUUGGCCUGAUGAGGGGCCUGAGCCAUGACGUCGACCACUACGUCAUGUCGGCGCAUCGGCGGAUCCCCUUCGCGUGGUGUGCUCCGGAGAGCCUCCGCGUGGGUUCCUUCUCGCAUGCGUCCGACGUGUGGAUGUUCGGCGUUACCCUGUGGGAGAUGUUCACGUACUGCGAGGAGCCGUGGUUCGGCCUGUCGGGAAGACAGAUCCUAUGGCGCGUGGAGCGCGAGGGCGAGCGGCUGGAGAAGCCGCCCGACUCGCCUCAAGAGUUGUACGCCGUCAUGAGGAAGUGUUGGGCGUGCGAGCCGGCCGAGCGGCCCGAUUUCGCCCGCCUCAUCGCAAUGGUGACCGAGGCCAAGCCCAUGGAGGUCCAGGCCGGCCGGGAGUUCUCCGAAGCCAGGAAGCUGGCGCUGGCGCCCGGGGAUCUCGUUACCGUCGUCGAGCACGGCCUAGAGCUCAGCGAGUGGCGUGGACAGAACCAGAGGACGCUCAGCGUGGGCUGGUUCCCUCCGAGCGUCAUCGUGCCCCCCGCUCCGGCACUAGUCCCUCCCGUUGCAGUCAACCCCGCUUUCAUCUCACCCCCGCUGAAGGGCAGUCUGCAUCACGCGGCGCAUGGGGAUGUCCACGUGUCUCGUAGCUGGGGAUCGCCCGACAACCUGGACGAAGGCAGUAGCAGCUGGAAGCAACCCAGGGAGAAUGAGACAUCAAAUCUGCUCAAAUUGUCAGGUAUUUCCCGAAGCCUGGAGUCAGUUUUGAGCGGUCGGCAGUCGCAAGCGCCUCCACCGCCCCCCUCGGGGAGGGCGGGAGCUCCGCCGAUGGUGGCCCGCAGCGUGGUGGUCCAGCAGGACCCCCGGCGUUUCAGCGAGGCCAGCGUCCUGCCGCCUCCCCGACCGCCGCCGCCCAACCUCAAGCGCUCCAACUGGAAACCUCAGAAAAGGCCCACAGUGCACCCGAUCUCGGGCUCCCACUGGCUGCCACCGCCGCCGCCGCCCCCUCCUUCAGGAGGGGGCGCCCACCUGGCCAAAAUGUCCCAGCUGGCACGUUCCACCCCUCAACUGGAUGAUUACGGGGACGGGAGAGAGCGGCUUCGUGAAAGGGAGAAGCCGUCUCCUGUGCUCUACACCAGAGACACGCUCAUCUCACAGGUGAUGGAGGCCGUGCACGGGGUAACCAUCGAAGAGGCUCACGGCGCUCUGCAACGCAACGACUGGAACCCGCUGCGAGCUGAGCAGCAACUUAAGUUGGAACAGCUCUACUCGCUGAGUUUGUGCUCUCGAGAGGACUGCCUGCGGAUCCUGACCAGGUACCAGUGGAACCUGCAGCUGGCCAGCCGCUACCUCAUCCGCUGGUCGCGCGACGAACGGUCCGCUUCGGCCGAAAGGGAGCGGGCGGCGCUUAGCGGCGAGCGACGGCUGUAAAACUGCAAUGUCACUUUUCAAAAGACACUACUUACACUUUUUUAAAAGUAUAUUUCAUAUUUCCUGGGAUGUUUAUAUUGUUCUGUUGAAUAAAUUGAUUUUGAGAAGUU
This is a messenger RNA of Syngnathus typhle (broad-nosed pipefish), 2605 nucleotides long. It is a transcript of the gene tnk1, whose product is annotated as tyrosine kinase, non-receptor, 1. Gene Ontology annotation, molecular function: ATP binding; transmembrane receptor protein tyrosine kinase activity; protein binding. Gene Ontology annotation, biological process: protein phosphorylation; cell surface receptor protein tyrosine kinase signaling pathway; multicellular organism development. The record is from RefSeq and is a predicted model, not a curated record. Lineage: Eukaryota; Metazoa; Chordata; Actinopteri; Syngnathiformes; Syngnathidae. Gene Ontology annotation, cellular component: signaling receptor complex. Bases 333 to 2495 code for a protein of 720 amino acids. The transcript has 13 exons.